Molecule: messenger RNA, 1022 nt
Organism: Geodia barretti
Lineage: Eukaryota; Metazoa; Porifera; Demospongiae; Tetractinellida; Geodiidae
Source: the annotation of a GenBank genome assembly
AACAAUAGGUUGGUGAAGCAUCUGGACAAGGGCAAGGCAUUGCAUGAGGGCCAGGCUGGUUUUAGGGUUGGAAGGGGUUAUGUUGAUAAUAUUUAUACGCUGAAUGAACUCAUGCAGGGUAGACUAAAGGAGGGGAAGGAGACAUAUGCAUUCUUUCUAGAUGUGCAGAAGGCAUACCAUAGUAUGUGGCGUAAUGGCCUGUGGUUUAAGUUGUGGGAAUUUGGGGUAAGAGGGAAGAUGUGGAGGGUCAUAAAGAAGAUGUACGAGUAUUCAAAGAGUGCUGUAUUGUUGGAUGGGGAAUGGUCAGAGGCAUUUGAUGUGGAGCAGGGGGUAGCUCAGGGAUGUAGCUUAUCUCCAAUUUUGUUUUCCGUAUUUAUCAAUGGGUUGUUGAGGGAGGUGGAGGAAGCUGAGAUUGGGAUUGAUUUAAGUAGUGGUGGGAGACUUGGAGGACUUUUGUUUGCAGAUGACUUCGUUGGUGUUAGUGAGUCUAAGGAUCAGUUACAGACGCUUAUAGAUGUGGUGCAUGCUUACUGUCGAAAAUGGAGGCUAAAGGCUAAUGUGAGUAAGAGUGCAGUGAUGGUGUUCGCUAGGGAGUCAGUGGAUGGUGCUUGGAAAUGGGGGGAGUAUGUUUUGCCUAGAGUAUCUAAAUACACAUACUUGGGUGUUGAUUUUACUAGUACUGGUGCAUGGGAUGUGCAUAUCAAGAAUGUGUUAGACAAUGGUAGAAGGAAGGUUAAUCAGUUGCAUAGUGUAAUUAGUAAUAGGGAUAUUAAUUUGAGUGCUCGCAGGUUGUUGUUGCUGGCGGUGGUUAGGCCAACUUUAGAGUAUGGGGGUGAGGUGUGGGAAGACUCAGGCAGCUGCGUUAGAGUCCGUGAUGCUGAGAGGAGCUAAGCAUAUUCUUGGGUGUUCGUCUAAGACAUGUAAUGAAGCCGUUAGGGGGGAUAUGGGGCUUGAUACGUUACAAGGGCGUAGGGAUAAGAAUAAGUUGAAGUGGUGGUAUAAGUUAGCGGCAUUGCCAGGCA